GCCAGCCGGUGUGAUCGUGGCACUGGCGGAGUGGAGCAGCGAGAGCCGCAUGUAAAUGAACACCUCCACCUUCGUGUUGCUGUCACCUGAGGAUCCACUCGGGACAAAUUGACUGUCCCGUCCCCCCCUUGUCGGCAAGCUGACCUUUAAGGUUUUGUGCGCAGAUAAAGAGGUUAAACUGCACUACUUUGGAGCAAACGCUGGCCGCUAACCGCUGCUGUUUGGCGCCGCCGUUUCUCGCUGCAACACGAAGAGUGUCCCUCUGCUGCCCCCUGCUGACCAUGAGGAGUGUGUGCGCAGUGGUCCUGGCUCUCGCCGCUGCCGCCCUCAGCUCAGCAGACUCCGACAUGCACCGACCGAGGCACGACUCGAACCUGGAGAUCUAUAAGCGGCUGUUUGAGACCAAGAGGAAGGAUCAGCUGAACGCGCUCAAGAAUCUAGUUGAGCUGAACGACAUCAACCAGCAGUACAAAAUUAUAGACAUCAUGCUCAAAGGCCUCUUCAAGGUGCUGGAGGACUCGAGACAAAUCCUGGUUGCGGCCAACAUGCACCCUGACGACCCGUUCCCCAUGGACGAUAAGAUCAAAGAAGCUUAUUCCCAUGUGGUGGAGAAUACAGCAUUCUUUGGUGACGUGGCGUUGCGUUUUCCACGUAUUGUGCACCACUACUACGACCGGAACGCUGACUGGGGAGGUCUACUGCGCUGGGGGCUGAAUUUCUGUAACCAGACAGGGGUAUUCACCGGAGGAGCCCACCAACACGUGCUCACACUUAUGUCACAGGAGCUGGGAAUAACAGAGAAAUCCCCAGACUUUAUGAACCCUUACCGCACGGAGAGAGACGAUGUGCUUCACACCGCUGAGGCUUUCCAGAAGAUCCUGAGGGAGGAAGAGAAGAGGAGGAGGAAGGAGGAGAAGAGGAAAGAAAUCAGGAAAGGCCCUCGCAUCUCCCGCUCUCGUAACGAGCUAUAGCGACACACCUCAGUGCAAGUGGAGAGCAGGGAAGAGGAGAGGAGAGGAGAAGAAAAAACAAGAAGGAGCAUACGCACAGUCCACAAGGGAUGGCUUGACUUGUAGACGCUGAUGACAGCGAAGGAAGUAAAAGCUGUCCUCACCUGUACAAAAGCAAAGGUGCUCAUGAGAGGAACCCUCAAUGUGACACAAAAAAAGUGAAGUGGAGGUUAGUCAGUUUCUGACAAAGGCCUGAAUUGCUGUAUUCCUGCAGUGAUUUAUAAUUGGAAAAUCUAACGUUGUAUAAGAGGUAAAAGACGCCUCUGGAAUAGGGGUUGAUGAGGGACAGUCAUUUUUGAUAAAUUAAGGAUUACAUAACUGUACUUUGGAAUAUAAUUCAUUUUAGUAUAAUAAAUUUGCUUCAAAACUUUGCAAACAUCACUGUAUUGUGUAUGGUCUAGAUUUAAUGUGUCUAAAACCCAUAUGCUUCAAAUAAGUGUGGGUGCCAAAUAUGAAUUUGUCUUCACCUCAUUAAAUGCAGCCAGUUUCUGAUUAGGUUAAGCUUGAAAUGAUGAUGGAAAACAGUUUUUUUUUUUGUCAGUCUUUUUUUGUGAGUGUUGUUUUGUUUUUGUGUUUUCCUGAAUUGAGACGUUAGGAGAGAUUUCUACACAGAUUUACAUUCCUAUGCCUGCUCAAAGUUGUAAGGUCACAUCUUAUAUUAUGUUUCCCUGUUAUCAUCCUUGGAUUUUCCUUUUUUUUUAUAUCCUGUAUUUGGCAAUCCCCCUGAUACCAUUAGUCUGAGUUCUUAUUACGCCAGUCCCCUGUAGUUUUUUUUAAUCCUGUCUGAAAAACAAUGUUGUCAUUCAGUAUGUGACCUUUCAUCCUGCAGCCUUGCAUCUGUUUCUUUGUUAUGCAUAACAAUUGCGUUGUAUAGCUGUUUAUUUUCUGGAAAGUAACAUAUUUUAAUGGUUUAGAUCUAUGGAACUGAGAUUGAUGUAAUUUUGAAAUAGUAUUACGACUGUUAUAAAACUAUAUGUAUAUUCAGAGAAAGAAUAUCAUUGCUGCAGAAUGAACAAGCCAUUUUGUUAUCAAAUUUACUGAAAUAAAG
Molecule: messenger RNA, 2058 nt
Organism: Scomber scombrus (Atlantic mackerel)
Lineage: Eukaryota; Metazoa; Chordata; Actinopteri; Scombriformes; Scombridae
Product: coiled-coil domain-containing protein 134-like
Exons: 7
Coding region: 282-971 (229 amino acids)
Source: RefSeq, a predicted model, not a curated record